Molecule: messenger RNA, 2662 nt
Organism: Thrips palmi
Lineage: Eukaryota; Metazoa; Arthropoda; Insecta; Thysanoptera; Thripidae
Gene: Su(var)3-3
Product: lysine-specific histone demethylase 1A
Exons: 16
Coding region: 143-2662 (839 amino acids)
Biological process (GO): regulation of DNA-templated transcription
Cellular component (GO): nucleus
Molecular function (GO): flavin adenine dinucleotide binding; protein binding; oxidoreductase activity
Source: RefSeq, a predicted model, not a curated record
UUUUGAUUUUUCAUAAGCGACAACAACAGCAAAGAAAAAUUGCGCUGGGCCGUAAACAAACUUGCCCAACCUCAACUCAACUUUGUGCAGUGAUCUGGACAUUGGUGAAUUGACCAAUUCUCGAAGAAUCAAGCUCUGCGCCAUGAAUUCAAGCCAGAACAAGACUGACAAGCGGGAAAUCGAAGCCUUGGAGGCCGCUGAGACGAAAAGACCGUGCUCUGCGAAUGAUAGUGGGGCCAGCGAUGCCGGUGAUGGGCAGGACGACAGUAGGCGGACCACCCGUCGCAAAAAGGGCAAAUCCAGUGAAGAUACUGAUUCUAAGGCGUCAAGUGAAAAAUCUGAUAAAGGCAAGGUUGAUCCGAUGAAGAAGGACCCAGACUCCGCCACAGUUUUGAACACUGUCAAAUCUGAAAAGGAUGAUGAUGGAGAACAGGAUUCAGAACAAGAUGACCCAACUGGUGUGUCACUACCUGGUCUCGAAGGAGCAGCUUUCCAAAGCCGUUUGCCGUUUGACAAAAUGACAGCAACAGAAGCAGCUUGCUUUCCUGACGUGUCUGGAGGCCCACCUCAAACACAAAAAGUUUUUUUGCACAUAAGAAAUCGACUGUUGCAACUCUGGCUGGACAACCCAAAGCAGCAGUUGCUCUAUGAGAACGCCCUUCCCCAAGUGGAGGCUCCUUAUAACAGUGAUGCCCCAUUUGUGAUGCGCGUCCACAGCUUCCUUGAGAGACACGGCUUCAUAAACUUUGGCAUUUUUAAACGCUUGAAACCGCUGCCUGUUGUGAAGCAUGGAAGGGUUAUAGUAAUUGGAGCAGGUAUUGCAGGGCUGGCUGCUGCCCAACAGAUGCAGCAGUUUGGCAUGGAAGUAAUUGUGUUAGAGGCCAGGGACCGAGUUGGUGGCCGCAUUGCAACUUUCAGGAAAUCCAGUUAUAUAGCUGAUCUUGGUGCAAUGGUAGUCACUGGACUAGGUGGCAAUCCUGUCACAGUCUUGUCCAAACAAAUCAAUAUGGAAUUGCACAAAAUUCACCAAAAGUGUCCUCUCUAUGAGUCUAAUGGCAGCACUGUUCCUAAAGACAAAGAUGAAAUGGUGGAGAGGGAAUUCAACCGUUUGCUUGAGGCUACAAGCUACCUGUCUCAUCAGCUUGACUUUAACUAUGCUGGAAAUAGACCAGUUUCCCUUGGACAGGCUCUGGAGUGGGUGAUCAAGCUGCAAGAAAAAAAUGUGAAGGAGAAACAAAUUCAACAUUGGAAAGCAGUUAUUGGCUUACAAGAGCGUCUAAAAUCAAAUCAAGUCAAGAUGGUAUCCACACAAGAAAAAAUUGAAGAUUUACACAAGCAAUGUCAGGAGUUCCACAAUAGACCUGGGAAGGAUAUAACUGCUGAAUUUGAAGCAAGGUCAAAGCUCAGGGAUUUGAGCCACGCCUGCCGUGCAUGGGAUCAGCUUCUUGAGCAACAGAAAGAAAUUGAAGAGAAACUGCAAGAACUAGAAGCUUCACCACCCAGUGAUGUCUAUCUGUCUUCAAGAGACCGCCAAAUUUUGGACUGGCACUUCGCCAACCUGGAAUUUGCCAAUGCCACACCUCUAUCCAACCUGUCUCUCAAGCAUUGGGAUCAAGACGACGACUUUGAGUUCACAGGGAGUCAUCUAACAGUGCGCAACGGCUACUCGUGCGUGCCCGUGGCGCUGUCCGAGGGCCUGGACAUCAAGCUCAACACGGCGGUGCGCCACAUCCGGUACAACGCCACCGGCGUCGAGGUGGUCACGUCCAACUCGAGGAACCACAGCAACGCCGUAUCCUACAAGGCCGACGCGGUGCUGUGCACGCUGCCGCUGGGCGUGAUGAAGCAGAGCACGGCCCCGCAGGCCGCCUCCAUCCCCAACACGGUGCAGUUCACGCCGCCGCUGCCCGAGUGGAAGGUGGCCGCCAUCCAGCGGCUGGGCUUCGGCAACCUCAACAAGGUGGUGCUGUGCUUCGAGCGCACCUUCUGGGACUCCAACGCCAACCUGUUCGGCCACGUGGGCAGCACCACCACGAGCAGGGGCGAGCUGUUCCUCUUCUGGAACCUGUACCGCGCCCCGGUGCUGCUGGCGCUGGUGGCGGGCGAGGCCGCCGCCAUCAUGGAGAACGUGAGUGACGACGUGAUCGUGGGCCGCUGCAUCGCCGUCCUCAAGGGGAUCUUCGGCAACACGCAGGUCCCGCAGCCCAAGGAGACGGUGGUGACCCGCUGGCGGGCUGACCCUUGGUCCAGGGGCUCGUACUCCUUCGUGGCGGUGGGCUCCUCCGGCAGCGACUACGACGUGCUGGCCGCCCCCGUGACCCCUCCCUCGGCCACGGCCGCUGCCGCCGCGGCCGCCAACAGCACGGCGUCGCCCGGAUCCACCGCGCAGCCGCCUAACCCACCGCCCAGGCUGUUCUUCGCAGGCGAGCACACGAUCCGGAACUACCCGGCCACGGUGCACGGCGCGUUCCUGUCCGGACUCCGGGAGGGCGGCCGCAUCUGCGACCAGUACAUCGGCUGCCCCUACGCGCCGCCCGCGUCGGCCACCCCCACCACCGCAGCCCCCGCCGCCCCCGGGACGCCCGUGGCGCCUCCGGCUGCAGCCGCCGCCGCCGCAGCGGCCGCCUCCCCCAGCAAGAGUUCCACGCCGUCGGUGGCCUGA